AUCAAGAUGCCACCUCCUCCAGAUCCUUGGGAUCCCCAGGUCCCUUCCCUUCCAGAAGAUGCCGAACCGUUUUCGCAUAUCAACACCCUUGAUCCGAACGGCCCUGAGGCUUCGCAUUUUCUAGACAAUCUCCACAUAUCUGCUUUUGAGCCUUCCGACUUUGAUUUCUCGUCUCUCAUGGACCUUGAUCAGAUUGAUGAUGCCGCUUUACUAGACAUUCCAGACUUGGAUAUGACCGACAUGUCCAUGAUGCCCAUCGGAGAUUCCACUGCGGCUGAUCUACCCCUCCUUGAGACCAGCGACUUCCAAUCCCCCGCAACGGUUGGUCCCAAUUCAAGCCAGGUCUUCGGCCAAGCCUGGGUUCACGAUGCCCCCGGCGCAGCCGAGUUUGGGUUUCCGUCCAUUGAAGCACCUGUCAAUUUUCCCGGGCCUUCCGAUGCCACGAGCGUCUUGUCGCCUUCGCUUGCUUCCGACAACCUGGGAUUGCCAGAGAACUGUCAUAGCUGGGGGCAUGAUGGAAACGCCAGCCAGCUCCAAAGUAAGUUUGACCAUCUCCAGCGAAAGAGUUUUCAAAGCGGGUAA
Messenger RNA from Fusarium keratoplasticum, 582 nucleotides. RefSeq lists its product as uncharacterized. NCBI's taxonomy places the organism in Eukaryota, Fungi, Ascomycota, Sordariomycetes, Hypocreales, Nectriaceae. The record is from RefSeq and is a predicted model, not a curated record. Bases 7 to 582 code for a protein of 191 amino acids. The transcript is spliced from 2 exons.